UGCUUUUAUUUAAAUGUUUAUAUGAACUGGCAGCAUCUUUGCUUGAGUUUCAAGGUUCUAUUAAAGUCACAUUUUUUCAAUCUCAUUACACAUGUGAUAUUUUCAACUAGAUUCUAGAAAAUGGGAAGACAACCAUGUUGUGAUAAGGUUGGUUUGAAGAGAGGACCAUGGACUAUUGAGGAAGAUCAUAAGCUUGUGAGUUUUAUCCUUAAUAAUGGGAUUCAUUGUUGGAGAGUGGUUCCUAAACUUGCAGGUCUUUUAAGAUGCGGAAAAAGUUGUAGACUGAGAUGGAUUAAUUAUCUUAGGCCGGACCUUAAGAGAGGUGGGUUUACUGAAAUGGAAGAAGAUCAAAUUAUUCAACUACAUGCACGUCUUGGUAACAGGUGGUCAAAAAUUGCUUCGCAUUUUCCUGGAAGAACAGACAAUGAAAUUAAGAACCAUUGGAACACAAGAAUCAAGAAGAAGCUAAAAUUCCUUGGUUUGGAUUCUAUGAACCUCAAACCAAUUGAGCAAAAGCAACAAACUGAUAAUUAUGAUGACAAAGACAAAACUAACCACCAACAACUGAAUGAUUCAGAAAAUGUGGAGAAUAUUAAAUCCUUGGAUAGUGAUGGCACAAAAGAAAUGACAAAAACAGAAGAAAACAAAGUGUUUUGGGAUGAUAGUGAUGAACUUUUAAACAAGUUUGAAAUGCUAUGUUCAACUUUGGACUGGGGCACAUGGAUAAGCCAAGACACCAACAUUAGUACUACUACUAAUUCUGUUUCUAGUUCUUCUGUCUCUUUGGAUGAUACUACUACUAGCCAUAUUUCUAUUGAUGAAUCCUCCUACUUUCAACAUGAUUCAUUACACCAAUGGGUUGAUAAUAUGGAUUCCAUUCUCUCAUGGGAUGCCUUCAAUCCCCUUGAUCAAGAUAUUUCUUUUUUCGAAAAAUAGAAAAUAAAUUAUCUAUUAAGCACUGAUCCAUACAUUAGACACAGACACGUCAACUGCACUAAUGAUUGAUGUAAUUCCAUGUGUCAAUAUCAUAUUGAUGUCUGAUGCUGACACGUGUUGAACACCUGACACACGUUCUAUUAGAAGUGUUGCAGUUACCUACGUAUAAUCACGUCUUAUAAACUACCCUAUGUUUAUAACUUCUCAAGCAAUAAAAUGCUAUAGUAAUGUAUACAACAGUGCCACUUUUACUUAUUUCUGCAUUUUUUUUUGGCUGCAAUGAUGGUUAAUAUGAGGAUGAUUCAA
Molecule: messenger RNA, 1242 nt
Organism: Vicia villosa (hairy vetch)
Lineage: Eukaryota; Viridiplantae; Streptophyta; Magnoliopsida; Fabales; Fabaceae
Product: myb-related protein 315-like
Exons: 3
Coding region: 121-936 (271 amino acids)
Source: RefSeq, a predicted model, not a curated record